AUGUCAAAGCCAUCAAAGGAUAUCUACGGUCAUGGCUCGAGCUGCACAAAAGACUUGAACUAUGUAAUUCUCGGCGGGACGCACACUCACUUGAUUGAUGUUGUCGACAAAGUUGAGCUCGGAAGAAAAUGGAAACAGCUCUCAUCUGCCUUUGCCAUUAAGAAUCCUGAGGCUUGGGAGUUUAAAGUGGUAGAAGUGACUGAGCGCCUGCUCAAACAAUUCGACAUCCACUGCACAGCUCCUCUUCCUGUCGAGGAUGGCAUACCAUAUCCUGCUGAUUUGAACCUUGACUACGGGAAAUGGAUCAACCUAUUCACGAUCGAAGCGAUCGAUAGUAUUGCUAUGUCUGCUUGA
Cladophialophora bantiana CBS 173.52 is the source of this 354-nucleotide messenger RNA. RefSeq lists its product as uncharacterized. The record is from RefSeq and is a predicted model, not a curated record. The transcript has a single exon. Lineage: Eukaryota; Fungi; Ascomycota; Eurotiomycetes; Chaetothyriales; Herpotrichiellaceae. Bases 1 to 354 code for a protein of 117 amino acids.